AAGGGGUUUGGCCUUUUCAAUACGACGACGCUCGCUCCAUUCUCGACUGGAUCUGCUCCAGUCUCCGCUUCUGUCUCUCGCUCUCUCUCUCUCUCUCUUUUUCAAUUUUCCAUUUCAAUGAGGGUUUCUUAUUUUCGUUUACUUUAAAUCACAGGCGUGAGCAAUUUUCCACUGAAUUUGAAUGUUUUGGGUGAUUACAGGGAGAGAGGACUUGGACUUUGCUUUUGAUGAUAAUAGCAUUUCUGCCUUUUUCUGCUAGACCAGGAAGGAAGCACCUUUUUGGCGUUGAAGAAAGAUAUUGGGGUUGCAACUUUGGCAUAUAAAGCUGAAGCUCUAGAGUUGCAGAAACAGCUCAGGCAUAUUCAGUCUCAAUUUGAUAUGCACACUGGCCAGGCUUCGUCUUUAAUCCAAGGGAGACGGGCACAGGUUGCUGCAACAUCUACUGUCAAUGGACACCUUACAGAUCUAGAUGAUAGUCUUUCAGCGAGAAAUUUAGAGGCAUCUGCAUUUUGGAGGAGCAUGAACACAGCUGAAGCUGAAGAUGAAGCUGAUGAUCCUGGUGCUUUGGCUGCAGUUGGCUGUUUUCGUGCCAUUAGCACAAUUCUUGAAUCAGUGAGCAGGCUUCCUCAACUUUUUGUCCAAGUUGAACCAAAAUUGGUCCCUAUAAUGCGUAGAAUGUUAACAAUUGAUGGCCAAGGUUUUGCUGCCAAAGAGGAUGGGCGGGCCUUGUAUAUGUUGUUAUCAAUAACUCUCAUGGGUAUUUAAUUUGAUUGUGUAUUAUGUAUUCUGUUUAUAUUGGAUUCCUUAUCUUCUUGAGUGUUUGCGGUUGACAGUUGUUUAAAGGAUUGGUAUUUCUGCUACUUCGUAUGGGUAUGUACAGGGUUUCUGUAUCCUGCCCUUGUGCCUUCACAUGACCUUGUGUAUGCUUCCGAAGGCAGCUCAGGUUCAUGUGCACCAUAGUGGUAUGAUUUCUGCCUAUGAUCUGUAUGAACUAUUUAUGUACGCAGUGGUAUGUCUAUUCACUUUGCACUAAAAAGAAUAGAACACUAGGUUAGUUGUUUAUAUCUUUCCAGUUUUAAGCAAGUCUGUAAACAACUAGAUUUAUUAAUCUAUCCCUUAAUAUGGGCUGCUUAUUUUUUCCUUUUUUA
Quercus lobata is the source of this 1148-nucleotide messenger RNA. Its product is annotated as importin beta-like SAD2. The coding region runs from base 379 to 765 and encodes 128 amino acids. The record is from RefSeq and is a predicted model, not a curated record. Lineage: Eukaryota; Viridiplantae; Streptophyta; Magnoliopsida; Fagales; Fagaceae. The transcript is spliced from 5 exons.